GUUAAAUGUAUAAACGUGGUUAUAUCGUGACAAAAAUUGGUAUUUAUGGUAACACUUUACACGCAGUCUUAAAAUUGACGAGUUCACCCGAUACACUUAUACAGGACGAACACAUUAUUGGAUUACCUUAAACUGAAAAUGGCGAAGACGAUAUUCGAUCCUGCCAUUGGUGAGCUGUACAAAAUAAAAGAACUGUGCGCCGAAAAGGGAGUUGAUGCUGACGUACAGAAGAGACUGAGUGAUGCUAUAAGUCUAGCGGAGGCGCGGGAUACUUACUGUGCAAGUGUAAGUUCAGAACCAAGCGAAGCUUUAGCAACACUACAGAGAGAGACUCUAGAGUACCCUUUCGAUCAAGCGUAUCAAGACGGUAAGACAAAAUGGAAACUAUCUCCGAGGAUGAUGUCUGGGCACUUUGAAGGCAAAUUCUUGCAAAGCAUAGUUAGUAUGUCAAAAGCAAAACGAGUUUUGGAAAUCGGUAUGUUUACUGGGUAUUCCGCUCUGGCAUGUGCGGAGGUCCUUCCCGAAGACGGUACUGUGACUGCACUGGAAUUUGAUCCAUUCCUAGAGGAGGUGGCUAAAGGAUUUUUUGCCAAUUCCCCGUGCGGAAAGAAAAUUUCUAUUCGAAUAGGUGACGCAAAGGAGACCUUGCUAAAGCUAGCAGAGGAGAAGGCUCAGUAUGAUAUCGUCUUUAUUGACGCUAAUAAGGAUGGUUACGUAAACUAUUUCAAGACAGUGAUUGAGAAAGAUCUUCUCGCCAAAGGAGGAACAGUGAUUUUAGACAAUGCACUGAUGUAUGGCGGCGCCUAUAAUACGAAAUCAACCAAUGAAAAUGCACUUGCAAUCAGAAAAUGUAAUGAAUAUGUGAAGUCAAGAGAUGAUAUGUUUCAGGUUCUUGUACCUAUCAGAGACGGCGCAUUGAUUGUGAGACGUAAAGAAGAUGUCUACAUAUAGAAACAGACAAGGUAUUAGCUGUAAACGUAGCGUGGUUAACUGUAAGAACAGUUGAACAAAUUGAUGGGACUGGCAAUAAUUUAUAUUUUGUGUUUUGAUAAGCAUUUAUUGAUAUAUUGCUCUGCAAAAAGAAAAUAAAUUAUAAUUUAACAAAGUUA
Molecule: messenger RNA, 1109 nt
Organism: Mercenaria mercenaria
Lineage: Eukaryota; Metazoa; Mollusca; Bivalvia; Venerida; Veneridae
Product: O-methyltransferase MdmC-like
Exons: 7
Coding region: 139-951 (270 amino acids)
Molecular function (GO): O-methyltransferase activity; S-adenosylmethionine-dependent methyltransferase activity
Source: RefSeq, a predicted model, not a curated record